AUGUCUGACCAAACUCAAUCCUUGGCUGAGGCCCUUAUGGCCAAGCACGGUGUUACCGAGGAACAAAAUGGUCAGCACCACGAUGGCCAAGUUCCUAAUCCUGAUGCUGAUAGUCAGGAGGCUCAUGAAGCUGGCGAAGACGCUCAAUUGAAUGAAUCCUUUUCCUCGGUUGACACCUCGGCUGCCACUCCUUCAACUGCCAAUACUUCUGUUACUUCCAAUGGUAAAGGUAAAUUUGAUAUCGAGUCACUGGAUGCCUUUCCCACCCUUGGUAGAGGCUCUUCGUCUGCUGGUACUCCUGCCAAGGCUAACUGGGGUGCUGGUUCUACGAACGGAAGCGGUACCAACACCCCUUCCAGGAGUCCUAGACCACCAAUUGUUUCAUCAUCAAUGGCUGCUCGCUCUGGUGCUAUCACUGAAUCGUUUACUCUGCUGAACUCAGAACAAGCUCCUAAGGCUCGUAACAUUCUUGCUGAGGUUUUGACAAAGGUUCGCAAGACCACGUCUACCUCUAUUGACAGUAGUACUACUAAGGCCACUGGUAACACUACAUUCAUUAUCAAGGGUUUGCCAGACAAUGUGCAGAAGGCAAAGAGAGACCUUUUGAAAUCACUUGCUGUCAAGACUACUAAGACAAUUCAGAUUCCUGCGUCUUUGAGAUCAGCUGUGAUUGGACCCAAAGGUUCCACUUUGAGACCUAUUAUCGAGGAAUCGGGCACCACUAUUGAUAUUGCUAAAAAGGAAAAUAACGACAACGAGGGUGACGAGUUUGAUGAUGAAAAAACUGUCAAUGUUACUAUUGAGGGUGAUAAGCAGGCUAUUUUGUUGGCUGAGAAGAGAAUUCUUGAGGUUGUUUCUAGCAGAGUGCGAGAGAUCACCUCCCGCAUUCAAGGAGUCGACAAAAAGUUCCACCCAUUCAUUAAACAAGCAAUUGAUCAAACUCCAGAGGAGUUUAAGGGUAUUAACAUCAACUUCGGUGCUACUAAUGGUUCUAUUGCCUUGUCUGGAGAGCGUAAUGCGGUUCUGGAGGCCAGAGCCAAACUCGAAACUAUAAUUGCCAACCAAAAGAAUACAUUUUCAAGCUCCUAUGAGGUGGUUCCUGAAGUCAAGACCAAGUUUGUUUCUCCUGAUCUUGUUUUCAACGCUUCUGGUGUGUCUGUAAUUGUGACUCCUGGAGCCCCCACUGUUGAAUUGUUUGGUCCCACCAAUAAACUUGCCUCUGCUAAAUCAGUUUUGUCCAAGCAUAUUUCUGAUCUUGCAGUUUUGACACUUGACAUUUCUAAAGCUCACGAUAAGAGCAUCAGUCAUGCUAGAAAUUUAACUAGAUACUUUAUUUCUACCAACAAGCUGGCUGAGCUCGAGAAAGCUCACAAAAAUGUUCAAAUCUCUACUCCUUCCCUUGAAUCACUUUAUGAUCAGACUCCUUCAGCUGUAAUUUAUGAGAUUGUUGGCAACGAUGGUGAAGCAAUCAAAGCUGCGAAGAAGGCAUUGGUAGGUGUUGUAAAUGCCUAUCCACCAUCCUCGUUCAAGGUCGUUGAUGACCUCGACCCCUUCUUUUAUUCACAUGUUUCAAAGGCCGGUAAGCAGAUUAAACAAGAUAAGUUUGUGGAUGUUAUUGUUGCUGGUGGCAAGAAGGCUGAGAUUGAUGCCUUACCUUCCGCUCUUAGAAGCGAAGUUCUUCUCGCAUACACAGGCAACCCUAAACAGGAUGAGGAGGAUUUUGCUCCUGGUGUGGCCGAAAUUCAAAGCAUUCUGGAUCAAGUGUCGAGCGAAUUUGAUUUUAUUCGUACCAAACAGUCUGAUAUCACCUCCAAGACAAUCGAAGUGCCACAAGAAAAUCACAAGUUUAUUACUGGUCCUAACAACACUACCUUAAAUGUCAUCUUGAAGGGCCACUCUGAGAGCGAGCCAUUCGUUUCAGUUGUGGUCGGUAGUAGCGAUGGUGUUACCAAGAAUAAGAACAGCGUGUAUGUUCGCGGUCUCAAGUCGGAAGUUGACAGAGUUUGCAAGGAGAUUGCACAGGUUAUUGAGGAGUCUAAGAAUUACGAAAUUCUUUCCUCCUAUACCACUAACUUUACUUUCCCUGUUGAUCACAUUAACAAGCUGAUUGGUAAGCAAGGAACGCAUUUAUCCAAGCUCACAGAGGAGUUUGGUGUUAAAAUCGAUGUUGACGAACAAGGUAACGGUGUUAUCAAGGGUAUUAAGAAGAAUGCGGACGAAGCCAAGGUUCGGAUCUUGAAUCUGGGUCGCAAAUGGGCAGAUGAGGUUACUAUCAAGCUCAACAUCCCCAACGAGCACCAUGCUACUAUCAUUGGAAGUGGAGGCAAAUUUGUGAAGCGACUGAUGCAACGUUAUGACGUCCACAUCCAAUUUCCCCGUGCUAACGCUUCUUCUCCCUCACCAGCUGGCGAUGAAAAGGACUCUAAAGAUGCCGGAAGGGACAGGGAUGGUCUUACUAGAGACCAGGUGCUUAUUCGUGGUCCUUCGAGUGGUGUUGCCAAGACCAAGGAAGAAAUUGAAGAGCUAGUCAAGUAUGAGGUUGACCAUUCCUUUAGCCAGACGAUCAAUGUUCCUGCCAACAGUUUACCCAGGAUCAUUGGCCGUCAGGGUGAAUUUAUCAAUGAGAUUAAAGAAUCCACAAAUACUAGAAUCGAUGUCAAAGACAACGACGAAGCUGACGGUGCUGCUGUUGCUAAAAAAGAUCGCUCGGUUCCUAUUGAAGUCAUUGGUACGAAGACUGGUGUUAAAUCUGCUAUCGACAAGAUUCAAGACAUUGUUCAAGAAUUCUUGGAUACUGUUGAAACUGAGAUCGAAGUUGAUCCAAAAUAUCAUGGUGCUUUGAUCGGACCUGGCGGAGCUAUCCGCAGAGAGAUCAUUACCAAGGCAGGAGGAUCUGCUGAGUCUAACCGCACUAUUCAAAUUCCACCAGCUGACUCCAAUAGCAACAAAAUCAAGAUUAAUGGUAAUCGUAAGGUUGUAGACAAAAUCAUCAAACAGAUUAAGGAAAUUGUUGAUGCAAGGGAGAGUCAAAUUACUGAUAUUAUUGAUGUCAACCCUGAGCGUCAUGGUGCAUUAAUUGGACCUGGUGGUCUUGUGAAGAGGGAAAUAGAGAGCACUUAUAAUGUGACGCUUGUUAUCCCAAGAAAAGGAGCCAAGAAGGCUGAUGGGUCUAUUGACGAAGGUAUUAAGAUUGUUGGCUAUAACAAAGAGGAAAUUGAAAAUGUUAAAGCCCGUAUUAAGGAUUUGACCCAAGAGGCCUUUCAACUAGAGGUUGAGGUUCCUAGACAUUUGCAUGCUGAAUUAUCUAACCGUGGAGUUUACUUCAGAAAGCUCCAACAGGAGUUUGGCGUUAAGGUUGAUCAUGGCAAGAAUAGCGGAUCUGUUCCUAGAGCACCAUCAAUCCCAGCACCACCAUCUGAGGCAUAUGGUGAGGCAUCUGAGGCGGGCGACUCUGGCUCUGUGAAGUACAAGUUCACUAUCGUCCCUGAAAGUGUCAAAGCACCAACUGCUGAGUCUAGCACUAUCACAUGGCGUCUCAGAGGAGAUGAUGCUGGAUGUGCUAAGGCUAAGGAACAAAUUGAGCAUUCCAUCAAGGAGCUGGAGAAACAUGACAGCCUUGGAUAUUUCUGGUUAGCCGAUCCAACUAAAUACGGCUCCCUUAUUGGUCCUCAAGGAUCCCGCAUUAAUUCCAUCCGUAGUAAGAGUGGUUGUACCAUUGUUGUGCCUCAAUCAGAUUCUAAGAAUCCCAUCAUAAGCUUAAGAGGCAGUGCUCAACAACUGGAACAAGCCAAGGAUCUUAUUGUAAAGAGCCUCGCCAACAAGCAAUAG
Sugiyamaella lignohabitans is the source of this 3828-nucleotide messenger RNA. RefSeq names its product Scp160p (gene SCP160). Gene Ontology annotation, molecular function: mRNA binding. Bases 1 to 3828 code for a protein of 1275 amino acids. The transcript has a single exon. The record is from RefSeq and is a predicted model, not a curated record. Gene Ontology annotation, cellular component: nucleus; cytoplasm. Lineage: Eukaryota; Fungi; Ascomycota; Dipodascomycetes; Dipodascales; Trichomonascaceae.